Messenger RNA from Eriocheir sinensis (Chinese mitten crab), 903 nucleotides. RefSeq names its product mucin-1-like. The transcript has 9 exons. NCBI's taxonomy places the organism in Eukaryota, Metazoa, Arthropoda, Malacostraca, Decapoda, Varunidae. The record is from RefSeq and is a predicted model, not a curated record. Bases 1 to 903 code for a protein of 300 amino acids.
AUGAGUUUAAAAGAGGAAGAAGAAGAAUCAAGAAGCAAAUCAGAAUAUUGCACGAGAGUCCCACCGUCUUCAUCCCCCUACAAGCAAGACGCAGACCAGCAGCGAACUAGUCCAGCGGCGCCCGGCGUGACGGAGGAGGUGGUCAACAGCCUGUACGAGCCCUUUGACCGUCCUGCACCGUCCUGCGUGACGGAGGAGGUGGUCAACAGCCUGUACGAGCCCUUUGACCGUCCUGCACCGUCCUGCGUGAGGGAGGAGGUGGUCAACAGCCUGUACGAGCCCUUUGACCGUCCUGCACCGUCCUGCGUGAGGGAGGAGGUGGUCAACAGCCUGUACGAGCCCUUUGACCGUCCUGCACCGUCCUGCGUGAGGGAGGAGGUGGUCAACAGCCUGUACGAGCCCUUUGACCGACCUGCACCGUCCUGCGUGACGGAGGAGGUGGUCAACAGCCUGUACGAGCCCUUUGACCGCCCUGCACCGUCCUGCGUGAGGGAGGAGGUGGUCAACAGCCUGUACGAGCUCUUUGACCGUCCUGCACCGUCCUGCGUGACGGAGGAGGUGGUCAACAGCCUGUACGAGCCCUUUGACCGCCCUGCACCGUCCUGCGUGACGGAGGAGGUGGUCAACAGCCUGUACGAGCCCUUUGACCGCCCUGCACCGUCCUGCGUGAGGGAGGAGGUGGUCAACAGCCUGUACGAGCCUUUUGACCGCCCUGCACCGUCCUGCGUGAGGGAGGAGGUGGUCAACAGCCUGUACGAGCCCUUUGACCGUCCUGCACCGUCCUGCGUGAGGGAGGAGGUGGUCAAAAGCCUGUACGAGCCCUUUGACAGCCUGCGCCAGCUUCCCCCAGCCGUCACCGUCCCCACACCUCCAGAAAUGAUGAUGACGGUGGUGAAGGUGUAA